Messenger RNA from Amphibalanus amphitrite, 2216 nucleotides. RefSeq names its product serine/threonine-protein kinase PAK 2-like. NCBI's taxonomy places the organism in Eukaryota, Metazoa, Arthropoda, Thecostraca, Balanomorpha, Balanidae. The record is from RefSeq and is a predicted model, not a curated record. Gene Ontology annotation, biological process: intracellular signal transduction; protein phosphorylation; regulation of MAPK cascade. The transcript has 10 exons. Gene Ontology annotation, molecular function: ATP binding; protein serine/threonine kinase activity. The coding region runs from base 173 to 1552 and encodes 459 amino acids. Gene Ontology annotation, cellular component: cytoplasm.
ACCGGCGUCGUGGCGCGUCUCUGGCGUAUUUCCUGUGCAGUUGACAGUGGCGACUGGCGACUGGCGACUGGUGUUGGUAUUGGUAGUGGUGGUGGUGGUGGUGGUGGUAAUCUGUGAAGAUAACAGGUCGGCUGAAAGCAGCGGCGAGCCCUCCCGCCCCCUCAUCGUGGUCAUGUCGGGCAUUCUGAAGGGCUGGUUCAGCCGCAGUCUGGUGCACCCGCGGCCGAGCCGGGAGCUGGCGACGCCCCAGCUUCAGAUCGGGCUCCCCACAGACGUUACACACACCAUCAGUGUGCAACGGACGGAAGAUGGUGGUCUGGCCGGCCUGCCCGACGCCUGGAAACGGGUCAUUGACGAGUUCAUCAGCAAAGAUGAACAAAAGAAUAAUCCUUCUGCGGCCAUCAAUGCACUGAAGUUUUAUGAAUAUAAUAAACAAAAGAAGAAAGAGCCAUAUAAACACAUACAUAUAGCCAAUGAAGAGGCGAUACAGGAUGAAUCUGAAGAAAUGGACAAUAUAUUGGUGGACACUGUGCCACCUACGGAUCCCGCCCCGCCGGAGCUGUCAACGAUUACGUCCGACGGUAUCGCCUCGUCCUGUCUCAUACCAACAUCAGCAAAACGAUCCCCAAAACCGGUGCCGAAGCCCCGCCGCCAGGCCACCCCGCUCACGGACGAAGAGGUGUAUGAUCAGCUGCGACUGAUGUGCAGCCAGGCGACACUCGAGGACCGGCUGGUGAUCGACAAAACGCUCGGAUCGGGUGCCUCAGGAGUGGUCAGUCUGGCCACCAACAGAGCCACCGGAGACCGGGUGGCGGUCAAAGACAUUGACCUGCAGCGGCAGCCGCGUCUAGCGCUGCUCCUCGUAGAGAUCGAGGUCAUGCGCGACAUGAAACACCCCAAUCUGGUCAACUUCCUCGAGGCGUACCUCGCCGACCGGCACCUCUACGUGGUCAUGGAGCUGCUAGAGGGCGGUGACCUGACUGGUGUGGUGAGCACCACAAGACUCAAGGAGCCCCAGAUAGCGGCCGUCUCAAGAGAGGUCCUCAAAGGUCUCCAGUUUCUGCACAACAGGGGCGUCAUUCACCGCGACAUAAAGUCUGACAACGUCCUCAUCGGGAAGGACGGUUCUGUGAAGAUCACAGACUUUGGCUUCUGCGCCAGUAUCCAGGGCAACGAGAAGCGACAGACCCAGGUCGGCACGCCCUACUGGAUGGCCCCGGAGGUGGUGCUUCGUAAGCAGUACGGCAAGAAGAUCGACGUCUGGUCUCUGGGCAUCAUGGUUAUCGAAAUGAUCACCGGAGAGCCACCCUAUCUGGACGAGGCGCCUGUGAGGGCUCUCUAUCUGAUCGCCACUCUCGGCAAACCGCGUCUGCCAGCUGGCACCAAGAUCUCCGGACAUCUUCGGAGUUUCCUGGACGCGAGUCUUACCGUUGACGUGGAGAAGCGCGCCUCUACCGAUCACCUGCUGACUCACUCGUUCCUCAACUGUGCCGGCGACGCUAAGGCUGCGCUGAAGGCCAUCAGUGCCCUGGCUCUGGCUGCCAAGAAGUAGCAGGAAAGAGACACGGGGGAGAGACAACUGUGUGCUUGACCUGAGCCAGCCGAGCUCCAGGUGACCUAACGGCUGAAAAGCUGUCCCGAAAUGACUUGGGCUGGUUUCUGGUGGUGAAGUGCUGUUCACAGAAUCGUUUGUAUCAAAUGUAUGGUGGCCAGUGACCACUGUUAUGCAAGACUAUUAAACGUUACUCUGCAUAUGCAAUGAUAUCCAUAGGUAAAAAAGUAUCAGCAAUCUCAUUGAUUUCGUUGUCUUGUCGUUCGCACAUUUCAUUUUACUUCAAAACCAAGCUGCCACUUUAUCAAUCCGAAUGUUUUUAAAUAUCAAACAUGUUGGUAGCUCGAUAUUGCAGAAGAAUUGCUGGUCAAGAGAGUCGUGUGCCUUCAAAGUAUGAUCAGGGAUAGACGAAUAAAUCCCCGAUUCCUUUUAGCGUCCUUAGAGCCGUAAAUGAAACGUGCCGAGGGCACUUUCAGCUCCAGUCAUCUUCUCCCAAUGAAUAUGGUUGAAAACACAGCGAAUCCUCGGUAACUAUUUAGUUAUAAUGUGUGUGCAUGCGGCUGAUUACACUGUCCCCAUCCAUUGCUAAUGGUGGCAGCAUCAGGACGCCUGUUCCGUGCCAUAAGACGCUCCCACAUUUGAAUAAACCGUGUAGUUCCUCGAA